UUCUCUCCAAAAUUUCAGAGCACCAAAAAUUCUUCCUCCUUCUUUUUCUUCUCUCUCUAAUGGCGACUCAGUUCCCGGAAGAUUUCUUUUGCCCAAUUUCGCUGGAAAUAAUGUCCGACCCGGUUAUACUCCCUUCGGGUCACACCUUCGACCGGCCCAGCAUCCAACGCUGGCUCGACGCCGGCCACCGUACUUGUCCACUUACCAAACUACCCCUCCCUGAACACCCUUCCCUAAUCCCCAACCACGCCCUCCGCAGCUUAAUUUCCAAUUAUACCCUCCCCUCUCCUACACCGCAGCCCCACCGCAACCAGAGCCACCACAACCCCUCCCAGCCCCAAACCCUAAUCUCCACCCUCACUUCACCGGCGUCGAGCCUCGACUCCAAGCUCGACUCGCUCGACCGGCUCAACAAGACGGCCAAGGACGACGCGGCGUUCCGCCUCAAGCUGACGGAGUUCGGCGCCGUCGCCGCCGGUCUGAAGUGCCUGGACUCCGGCGAGCCGUGCCUGCAGGCGAAGGCUCUGACUUUGCUGCUGAAUGUUAGCCUGGACGACGACGGCAACAAGGUGGGGAUGGUAGCCGAGGGAGUGCUCGACAGAGUCGUGGCGGUGCUGCAAGGCGGCUUGCCGAAGAGCCGCGCCGUGGCGGCGACGGUGUUGACCAGCCUGGCCCUCGUGGAGGUCAACAAGGGCACAAUUGGGGCGGAUCCGUAUGUGAUUCCGGCUCUUGUUUCGCUUCUCCGGGACGGCAAGUGGCCGGAGAAGAAAGAGGCGGCGACGGCGCUUCAUACUCUCUGUUCUUUUUCUGAUAAUCGGCGGCGGGCGGUGGAGUGCGGUGCGGUUGCGAUUUUGCUCCGAAUUGCGGAUUCGGGUCUGGACCGGGCCGUUGAGGUUUUGGGCCAGCUGGCGAGAAGCAAGGAUGGGAGAGAAGAGAUGCAGAGGUUUAGUGGGUGUGUGAGGAUUUUAGUGAGGGUUUUAGAGAAUGGAACUACCAGAGGAGUUCAGCAUGCUCUGCUCACAUUGAGCUCGCUUUGCCGUUUCAGUGAGAAAAUGCGUGUGGAAGCAAGAAACCAAGGGGUGUUAGCGAUUUGUAUGUGUUUGGUUGAAGUUGAUAAUGAAAAGAUUAGAGAAAAUGCUUGUUAUUUGAUUCAGGUCCUGGAUGGGAACCAUUCCAUGAUUUGAGUUGUUGCGAAAUCAGAAGCACAGAAAAAUGGAGGUGAUAUCAUGCAGCGGAGGUGAGUCCGGAAUUUUGAUUUAUUGGUUCUUACUUUUGCUGGGAUAGUUCUUGUACAAAAGAAAGUAUUUAGAUUUUUUUUGGGGGAGGGGGAUAUGGUUCUUUUUGUAUGUUGUACAUUGUUAAUAAAGAGUACACAGAUGAGCUAAAUGUUUGUAUUAUGAAAGUUUCAAAAUUGGUUAUCUGAACUGUAAUGUGUCUCUCAGCCUAUAGAAAUUUUAUCAGUUUCCCAGAAUUGAAACCUUUACUUUCAUUGCCAGCUCAUUUGGACCUGUACCCCUAUGAUCAUUAUAGCAUUGUACUUUUAUGAUUUGAACCUUCAAAUAGUUGUAUGUGGGAUUCUAGUAAGCUAGGAAAGUUUGGUCGAUGACAUUCUUUUGGAAAUGAUGAGAACAAGAGAAACUAAUGUAUGUGAUCGUAACACCAACACCAUGCCUACACGGUGUUGCAGCCUGUUACAAUUUGUGUGGGUUCAUUCACAUGUCACAUGGUGUUACGGGCACAUACAAUAAUUUCUUGAUCACUAUGGUUACAAAAGGAAAGUACUUUAUCAGUACCCUAUUUUGGAUGCAAUUAUAAAUGGUUGGAAGUUGUGGCGAUUUGGAAAUUUGGUAAACAGUACUUACUGUGCAGUCUCUUUGUAGUACUGGGCUCCUUUUCUGUUUUGUUCCUGUAGCUUUAGUAUUUGAAUUUCAAGCUAUUGAAUUGUUGUUGUGGGAAACAUGAACAAAGGUAGGUAUUGAAUUUCAAGCUUGGAGUGUCUACUGUCAGAAACACAGAAUUCUCUGAGUUCAAGGGCUUUUCUUGUUAGUCAUUUUGAGUUCUCAGGCGUACGUAAUAGGGCCUAUUUUUGAAGGCCUGUUCUUUGUGUUUUUUGAUUGCUGCUGUUAUUGUGAUGAAGCAGUUUGCUGCCUCUAUGAAAGUUGACUGAUUUUUUUUUAUAUUUUGGUGCAGCUAUGUCCUGAACUCCUG
Molecule: messenger RNA, 2208 nt
Organism: Fragaria vesca subsp. vesca
Lineage: Eukaryota; Viridiplantae; Streptophyta; Magnoliopsida; Rosales; Rosaceae
Product: U-box domain-containing protein 8-like
Exons: 1
Coding region: 60-1184 (374 amino acids)
Biological process (GO): protein ubiquitination
Cellular component (GO): nucleus; cytoplasm
Molecular function (GO): ubiquitin-protein transferase activity; protein binding
Source: RefSeq, a predicted model, not a curated record